Messenger RNA from Striga asiatica, 762 nucleotides. NCBI's taxonomy places the organism in Eukaryota, Viridiplantae, Streptophyta, Magnoliopsida, Lamiales, Orobanchaceae. The record is from the annotation of a GenBank genome assembly.
AUGACGCCGAUUCUUGCUGUCCCACCGACGGCGCAUCUUAGCGACCUCCACUCCUCUCUGCUGCCAUAUUUUCGCAAAAUUGGCCCGACCAAUAUGGGGGGAAAUUUUGUGACACUGAACGAUUCCUUCUGUGACCUAGCCGGCGCCGUCUUCUGCCGCCUCAACCUCGCUGUGCUCUGCGGCGGCGCCGCGGACCGAAUGAAAUGGGUGCGUCUUCACAUCUGCCGCCCCGUGCCUCGACCCGAGCCUCCGGGCCGGGUCCUUCUCCAGCAGGCCCGCAAUCAGGUCCCUUGCGGCCCGCGUCUCCCCUCCGGCUCCGGGCCCGGCCGGCGGGAACUCGAGCGGGGCCCGCACGAUGUUGCGCAAGGUCGCCUCGUUGGUGGGCCCCGCGAAAGGGGUCCGCCCGUAAAUCAUCUCGUAGACGAACACCCCAAACGCCCACCAGUCGACCGGGCUGCCGUGGGGCCCGCCGCGCGCCACCUCGGGAGCCACGUACUCGUGAGUCCCGACGAAGGAGCACGACCGGGCCGCGACGGGCUCGGCCACGAACCGGAGGCCCGCUGCCAGGGCCGUCCGGACCUUCCGGGACCGGAAGAGGCGGCGGCCGCCGAAAGGGAGGCAGGCGAAGGGGGAGGGAGGCGGCGGGCCCGGGGAGGAGUCCGGGGACUCGAGGGCGGCGGUGGAGUCGGAGCAGAGGGAGAGGUCAAAGUCGGUGAGCAUGAUGUGGCCGUCGGAUCUAACAAGCACGUUCUCCGGCUUUAG